This is a messenger RNA of Balaenoptera musculus (blue whale), 3720 nucleotides long. RefSeq names its product RAB30, member RAS oncogene family (gene RAB30). The record is from RefSeq and is a predicted model, not a curated record. Gene Ontology annotation, biological process: Rab protein signal transduction. Bases 2140 to 2751 code for a protein of 203 amino acids. NCBI's taxonomy places the organism in Eukaryota, Metazoa, Chordata, Mammalia, Artiodactyla, Balaenopteridae. Gene Ontology annotation, cellular component: trans-Golgi network. Gene Ontology annotation, molecular function: GTP binding; GTPase activity. The transcript has 5 exons.
UCUAUCCACCCCCCUGCUGCUGCUAGGCUUGCGAUUGCCGCUCGCUCCAGCUGAGCUAAGAGUAGCAGCAGCACCAGGGCAGGGACUGACUCCAGCCCUUGGACUUAGGACAUCGCAACACCUUCCCUUGCGUGCGUGACUCAUUCGCACAUCCUUUCUGUUUAUGCCUGGGGUGGGGAGAAAAAUCCCAAACCAGUCCCAGUGAACAGAGACAGAACCCCCUGGGGUGCCACCUGCACGUUGGCUUGGCUGUCAGUCAUCUUUCCAAGGAUCGCUGGAAUCUGCAUAGAAACCACCUUUGCACACAGGGAAUCUACUCCCCUGGCUCCUUCACAAGUCUCAGUGCAGUGGACUCUCCUUCCAUCCUUCCACCCUGCAACCCUCAGCCCUUUGAGCUUCAGCUGGCUGGUAGGAGUGACGCCGGGCUGCUCUAGCCUCCCCGGCACCCUUACCGUCUUGGGCUCGCCGAUCAUCCUUUUCCUCUUCCUCCAGAGUCCCUCGGGCUUGCUCUGCCUUCACCUUAUGAAAUGAACUCCGCUUCUGGUUUUUUCAAUUUUAUUUAACUUUGUUAUUGUUUUUUAAAAAUUUAUUUAUUUUAUUUAUUUAUUUUUGGCUAUGUUGAGCCUUCGUUGCUGUGCGCGGGCUUUCUCUCUAGUUGCGACGAGCGGGAGCUACUCUUCAUUGUGGUGCGCGGGCUUCUCAUUGUGGUGGCUUCUCUUGUUGCAGAGCACGGGCUCCAGGCAUGCGGGCUUCAGUAGAUGUGGCACGUGGGCUCAGUACUUGUGGCUUGCAGGCUUUAGAGCGCAGGCUCAGUAGUUGUGGUGCACGGGCUUAGUUGCUUUGCGGCAUGUGGGAUCUUUCCGAACCAGGGCUGGAACCCAUGUCCCCUGCAUUGGCAGGUGGAUUCUUAACCACUGCGCCACCAGGGAAGCCCUGUUAUUGUUUUUUAACUUUUCUCAUGUUGGUUUCAAGGGCAGAGACUGUCUCAUCUCUGUAUGUCCUAUGGUGACUAGCACAGUGCUGUAGUAGGUACUCAAUAGACAAUAAUUGUUUUUACCAGGAUAGGGCUUUAUGGGUAACGAAGGCUCUUUUGUAUAGUUUUUUUUUUUUUCUUUCAAAUCUGCACCACAGUCCUCUGAAGUAGACAGAGCAGGUAGUAUUCUUUUUAGCGCAAUUAAGAAACUAAGGCCUACACUUCAGCCAUAGGUCCAUUAAUUAAUUAUUUAAUUCUACAGAGUAGAUAUUUACUAAGCGUAACUCUGUCCCAUGGGCUAGGAAAAUAGAGCUGAAAGACAUCAUCCCUUCCCUCAAGGAUGAGGCAGAUGUUUGAACAAAUAAUUCUAUGAAGUUUCAGCACAGAGGAACGAUGAACGUGUUUAUUGGGGGAAGAUCAGCGAAAAACUGAGAGAGAAAGAGAUGCUUGCAUUGGUCCUUAAAGGGUUGACUUCACAACACAGAAAGGGUGGGCGGAAGGGCAUCCCAGGUAGAGGAAAUACCAUGUACACAGCCUAUGGGAAUGAAAAGACCAGCACCUUGGGAGAUACUGCAGCAUCAGCAAGGCUGGCAGGAGGUGUACAGCAGCGGGGUGGUGAUAGAAGGGAAGAUGGCGGUCACUCCCACUGGUAAGACCCCAAGACCCCCAGGACUUGCAGGAGACUGGAAGCUUCCUCCCUUUGUUCAGUCUCCCAGUUUCUAGCCCUUCUUCCCAGAGGUACUCACAGCAUGUACAUAAACUACCUUUCAGCUUUGGAUGGGCUCCCCUUCGCUCUGCUUCCUUGCACCCCCAGCUUGUCUGCACAGAGAUUUGCAAUCUCCUUUUGUUGCUAAAAGAAAACAUCUUAUCACAUGAGAGACCUGUGACCUGACUGCUUGGAAGAAUAAAGUUUACCAGGUGAAAUGACAUCUGUGUCAUUUGCUCUUUGUGGCGUGAGGUGACUGGGAAGGAAUAAAGUCCGUCUGUGACCAAACACCUGUGUUCCUCUCUUGCUGGCAGGGCCACCAGAGGGGAGCGUUAAAUUGCUCCUCAAAUGAGUCAGCCCUGUUGUUCCCGAGGAGACGGGCUGGUGCAGCUUGAGCUCUGUGGGCAAGUCUGACCAGGCCCAUCUCACUCGUGCCUGUGUUUGCCUUGCAGCUGUGUAAAUGAGUAUGGAAGAUUAUGAUUUCCUGUUUAAAAUUGUUUUAAUCGGCAAUGCUGGUGUGGGGAAGACGUGCCUAGUCCGACGGUUCACUCAGGGUCUUUUCCCCCCAGGACAAGGAGCCACAAUUGGAGUUGAUUUUAUGAUUAAGACAGUGGAGAUUAAUGGUGAAAAAGUAAAGCUUCAGAUCUGGGACACAGCAGGUCAAGAGAGAUUUCGGUCCAUCACCCAGAGUUAUUACCGAAGCGCCAAUGCCUUGAUCCUCACCUAUGACAUAACCUGUGAGGAAUCCUUCCGUUGCCUUCCUGAGUGGCUGCGGGAGAUAGAACAAUAUGCUAGCAACAAGGUCAUCACUGUGCUAGUGGGCAACAAGAUUGAUCUGGCUGAAAGGAGAGAGGUCUCCCAGCAGAGAGCUGAAGAAUUCUCAGAAGCUCAGGACAUGUAUUAUCUGGAGACCUCAGCCAAGGAAUCCGAUAACGUGGAGAAACUCUUCCUUGACUUGGCCUGCCGCCUCAUCAGUGAAGCCAGGCAGAACACACUUGUGAACAAUGUAUCCUCACCCUUACCUGGAGAAGGGAAAAGUAUCAGCUAUUUGACUUGUUGUAAUUUCAACUAAAGGCUGAGGCAAGGAGAAGCAAGAGGAAUCAGCAGUUGCCCUGAUGGGCCACCAAUUGCUGGGGAGAUCUGGCGAUGACUAUGGGUCCCGCUCUAGGACCUUCUGACUCCUGUGGGCUCCUGAGCUUACAAAGCAUGGCAGGCCAAGGGCCUCGUCCACAGGCCAGCAUUAGCAGAACAUAUAAUGGUUUCACCCUUUUGCAGUCUGGAGUCGGAUCAAGGAGAAAAUUGCACUAGGCGCUCCAUGAUCUGCAGAGCAUGUUGCUUUUGUUUUGUUUAAAAAAAGCAAGUAAAACGCAUUCCUGAAUACAGUCCAGGGGGAGACGUACUGUAGGGGAUCCCUCCUGCACGUCAGUGGGUGCAUGUGGGGGCUGCUCUUUAGGGCUUCUGGGGGCCCUGGUUUUCUCGUCUACCAGGUAAACCAAAACUGGGAACGCCAAGUCCUGUCUCUGGUGCGUGCUGAUGGCUCCAUGGAGAUUUUGAAAAGUGUUAUUUCUCUUUUCCAUGGGCACUUUCAAGAACUUUGGGAUGUAAAAAUGAAAUGAAACCUUUACCCGUGACAACAGUAGCAAUCAUUGUUUUAUUAAUGUACACAAGCUCCAUGACUCCUUUUGGUGCUAUUGAUUCCACUCUUUCACAGACCAAACGUUUUAGUACAUUGAUGUCCUUAAAUACAUUUCAUGGAAAUAAAAACAAAACAAAACAAAAAAAAAAAAGAAAAAAGGGAAGUCCAUUAAUCAGCUGUCUUUCUCAAAGUCUCAUUACCACCUUUUCUAGGGUAGAUUUGUUGGGAAGGAGAAUACUUUUCCUUUCCUGUUCCCCUCUAAAUCUCUACCACUUUCUUCUUCCAUUCUCCCAUCUUCCCUGCCCUUUAAGUAAAUGAAAAAGUUUGAAAAAUGGAAAAAAAAAAAAAGAGAGAAUGGUGGAUACCCUAAUAUAAAAGAUUAGCUCUAAGACAUUAUGAGUAGUA